Molecule: messenger RNA, 1238 nt
Organism: Gekko japonicus
Lineage: Eukaryota; Metazoa; Chordata; Lepidosauria; Squamata; Gekkonidae
Gene: PBLD
Product: phenazine biosynthesis-like protein domain containing
Exons: 10
Coding region: 104-970 (288 amino acids)
Biological process (GO): biosynthetic process
Cellular component (GO): cytoplasm
Molecular function (GO): isomerase activity
Source: RefSeq, a predicted model, not a curated record
GGGGGACAUCUACGUCAGCGAGGGAAGACGGCUGGGACAGAGAAUCUGCACUUUGGAGAAGGCCAUUUUAGAAACCAGCCUCAGUCAAAAAGAAGGAAGAAGAAUGAAGAUUCCUAUUUUCACCGUUGAUGCAUUUACAGAUGAACCAUUCCGUGGCAAUCCUGCAGCUGUUUGUCUUCUUGAAGAUGAACUGGAAGAAGGCUGGCAUCAAAAAAUCGCAAUGGAAAUGAAACUUUCAGAAACUGCAUUCAUUCGAAAAUUGCAUCCAACUGACAACUUUACCAAAAGUUCUCGCUUUGGAUUAAGAUGGUUCACUCCAACCAACGAGGUCCGUCUCUGUGGUCAUGCUACCCUGGCAUCAGCUGCAGUGUUAUUUCGAAACAAGAAGAACGUGAAUUCAUCCCUCACUUUCGUAACUCUGAGUGGAGAAUUAAAUGCCAGACAGGCAGGGGGUCAAAUUAUCCUGGACCUACCCCUUUACUCGGCCUACCCACAGGAUUUACAGGAAGUGGAAGAAUUAGUAAAGGUAGCUGUAGGUAAUAUAAAUGUUCAAGACGUUCGCUAUUCUCCUGACACUAAGAAGCUCCUUGUUCGCCUUAGUGACACUUAUGAAAGGUCUGAUUUGGAGAAACUAAAUGUGAAUUCCCAAGAGCUUUUGCAGACUGAGACAGCUAGAAAAGUGGAAGGAUUAAUAGUCACACUUAAAGGAAAGGCUGGUGGAAAACUUGAAAGCCACGACUUUUAUUCCCGCUACUUUGCACCCUGGAAUGGAGUUUCAGAAGAUCCUGUCACAGGAUCUGCUCAUGCUGUUUUAAGUAGUUACUGGUCAGAACAACUGGGGAAGGAAGAAAUGUGUGCAUUUCAGUGUUCUGCUCGUGGAGGAGAGCUGAAGAUUUCACUUCGGGAUGAUGGAAGAGUAGACAUUGGUGGGCAAGCGGUUUUGGUGUUAGAAGGUUCUCUGACUAUUUGAAGAAAAUGAAUCCAAGCUCUCCACCUGUACAACUUUCUGUUGGUUCUGAUCAUGUAGAUGUUGAUGUGUAUUUUACUGAGAAGAAUGCACCUACUUAAUUUGAAAUGGAAAACACAAAGUACAUGGAAACUUACUUAUUAUAUAUGCAUUUUUAUAGCCAGUCCCAUCCUGCUAGUUUAGUUCAUGCACUAUAGUUUUAUUGCACCCUUCCUCCAAGGAGCUCAGUGUAGUAUACAUAGUUCUUCCUCCCCUCCAUUGUACCCUAAGA